This is a messenger RNA of Polistes dominula (European paper wasp), 1072 nucleotides long. RefSeq lists its product as uncharacterized. Lineage: Eukaryota; Metazoa; Arthropoda; Insecta; Hymenoptera; Vespidae. The record is from RefSeq and is a predicted model, not a curated record.
UUAAUAUCAAAAAAUCAAUAAUUGAAAUAAUAUAAAUAUUGUUACAUACAUAUCGAUGAUAAUUACGCGAUAAAUUGUUAUUUAAAUAACAAUAAAUAAUUCUUCAUUUGACACACGUAUUUGUAAUGUUAACAUAUGGAUAAAUAACGUUAUUGAUAUUACUAAAUAUGUAUCUAUAACAAUCGCGUGAGAAAAUAAAAUAAAAAACAAUGGCAUCACUUGAAGAUAGUUGGAAAGAAGCAACCGAAGCUUUGGACAACGAUGCUUGUGAAUUGUGGUUCAAUAAAUUAAAAGAUGCUUAUUCAGAAGAGAAAAGAACUUAUCAUAACAUAGAAAUGCUUUGCGAAAAGUUGAAUCAAUAUCAUGAAAUAAAGGAUAAUUUGAAGAAUCCACAAGCAUUGCUUCUUGCUCUAUUUUUUCAAAAUUUUGAAUAUGAUCCCAAAGUCAUAGAUGAAGAGAUUAAAAAUUUAGAACAUUUCAAUGCUUUUGCUGACGAAGUUGGUAUUAGUGAGGAUUCAGAAUUAAGAGAAGAAACAUGUGCUUUACUUAAAGUUGUUGCUACGCAUAGUACAGAAGCUCAUAAAGUUGGAGGUGCAUUUGGUAGUGAAGAUGCUCAUUACUUUCUAGAUUUAGAUAUGGCAGUUUUAGGUUCUUUACCUGAAACUUAUGCUGAAUAUAGAGGAAAAAUUCGUGGAGAGUAUGCUUUUCUAAGUGAACCAAUGUAUACAGCAUUACGAUUAAAGGUUUUACAGAAUUUUGUACAAAUUCCUAAUAUUUUUGCGACUAAAGAAUUUCGAGAAAAAUUCGAAGAACAAGCACGUGAAAAUAUACAAGCUGAAAUAGAAUUGUUAUCAUAAACUUCCAAUGGAAAUCUGAAAGACAAAGAAAUAUGUUGAGUAUGCAAAAAGUUCAAUGUUGUGAACGUUUUAUCAUUCGGAUAUAUUUUCUAUCUGUAACCAUUUAAAAAGAUGGAAAAAUAUCAUGGAUACAAAUGUAGAGAUUUAAUUUUGAUUAAUAUUAAAAUACCGUAUCUGUAAAUAGUGCUUCUCACGUGAUAUUAUAUCGCAAAACA